Pecten maximus is the source of this 596-nucleotide messenger RNA. RefSeq lists its product as uncharacterized. The transcript is spliced from 3 exons. The coding region runs from base 45 to 473 and encodes 142 amino acids. The record is from RefSeq and is a predicted model, not a curated record. Lineage: Eukaryota; Metazoa; Mollusca; Bivalvia; Pectinida; Pectinidae.
GGUAUCGUGAAAAAUAUUACAGGGACUUGUGUCAAAGCAUAAACAUGGCUCACAGAUUUUCACGUGCCAACGUACUUGGCAGAAUAUUAAUAUGUCGACAGAACUGUUGUACUAAACAGCUUGUUAGGCCUGUUGUGGCGAGAGAAUUCCAUGUAACUCCAAAUCUAGGUGGUAUAUCUAAUCAGACCUAUACAACACCGGAAAUAAAGCAACUACUUGUCCGCACAAAGUUUUUCAAGAAAGUUGAACAUGUGCCAGAUUUUGUUGGAUCUGGACUCGUGUCUCUAGCACACGACUUUUUUCGUGUGAGGAUGUUUCUGACCAUCAUGAAUGUAUUGUUUUUCAUCAUUUAUUUAAUGUUUAUGUGGGUCAGGAGGAAAAAGACCAAGGAAUUUGUGGAACGGACUAAUAUAAAAUAUGACGCUCACAGAUCUAGAGAAUUGGACAAAAAUAAAUUGCAUCAUCAGGAUUGAUUUUUUGAUCAUCAGUAUAAAUUUUGUAGAUUGUUAAUUGUUGUAUAUGCAGAGUGGAAUGUUGGAUUGUAAAUUGUAGUAAAUAUUGCUGUUAAUAAAACUACUGGGUAUACCAUUUCUCAU